Molecule: messenger RNA, 4528 nt
Organism: Suillus clintonianus
Lineage: Eukaryota; Fungi; Basidiomycota; Agaricomycetes; Boletales; Suillaceae
Exons: 15
Coding region: 294-4343 (1349 amino acids)
Cellular component (GO): plasma membrane
Molecular function (GO): calcium-activated cation channel activity
Source: RefSeq, a predicted model, not a curated record
CUCAGACUUUCAUGUUGACCAGUAAGUAACGACAACGCGCGGAUUGCAACGUCGGUGCAGCUGCCGCUGAUCGAAGCUUGUCAUGGUGGAGCCACACCUAGUACUAGCACGGGAGUAGAAUCUCUGAUACCGGAUAUGAAAUAAACGUCAUUCGAGGAACCGUCACGGGCUCCAGUCGACUCGGUGCACUAUAAUUACCAGACUCUCUCUGCCUCUACUACUCGUUCCACUGACAAGUAUCGUCGCCUGGACCAAGUUAACGUAUCCGACGCUUGUUGAAUACUGUCGUCGUCAUGGGCGACAUUCAGAACAGGCCAUUUUCAAAGGAUUACAGUGGCCUCAUUAAUCAGUCUGCCAUAGCUGUCGCAUUGGUCGCGGUGUCUGUGACGUCGCACGAGAUCAUGAAGAGAAAGAGACGCGGACUUCACACUCAGCUUGAGGGGCUUGGAAGUGUCGAGUCUUGGGAGUUUGGCUAUGGUAGCAGGAAUCCUUCCCCUCCGACGCCGAGAGGUUGGCCAUUAUCCUGGGUCAAGGACAGUAUCACUUUUCCCCAAGCGAAGCUCAAUGAGCUUAGAGGAAUCGAUGCAGCGUUAUAUGUGCGUUUCCUGCGCGGGUGUCUAUUCUUUGUCCUCGUCCACACAUUUACGACCACUCCUCUCCUUCUUCCGAUACAUAUCCACUUUUCUCUGGAUGGGGUUUCACCACAGUCGAUGACUAGAGCAUCAAUUUCUUCACUCGUAGGAACUCAGCAAGGCCGCUCCCUACUCUGGAUUCACAUUUGCCUCCUCUUCUGGAUCACGCUUACCUGGAUGUGCAAUCUCUUCUACAUUUGCAAUGGGGCAUUCAAAUUACGAGCAGCGAAAAUAGAAGCUGCCAUACGCAGUGUGGAGUCCGAUACCCUGGUCGAGAGGGAGGCGCAAUAUCAUCCGCAUCCUCAUCCACAAUACCCUUUCCAGGAUAUUCCGUCCCUUGACACCAUCCACUCCAAUCGUGGUUUGCGUCUGCGUACUGUGAUGGUAACCAACGUCCCGGUACAACUUCGCUCAGAAAAGGAGCUGAAAGAGUACUUUGAGUACCACCUGUCGCGGUCUCUUGACAUGCCUUCCGUUGGCUUGCCAGCAUCCACUCAACCCGGUUUCUUUAACAAAUUGCUCGCCUUUGGUUUCAAUCGAGCAAAGCGCAUUCCACAGAACAUAGGUAUGUCUGUACGCGAACCUGCGAAUGGGAGCCAGGAAGGAGGCGAUGGAGCACCACUUGGACAAGUUCCCAGCGCGAACCGGGAAAACGUGCCACCCAUCGACCGAGUUGUCAUUGCACGACGAAUGACGGAGUUGGCGUCGUUGCUGGAACGCCGCGAAGAGAUCCUCCGUCGUUUAGAGGGCGCUCACAUCAGUUUGGCAAAGAAGGCACUUUUAGCGGUGUACGGUUUCGAACAUAGACACGGCUCAAGGGAGGAUAUCACCGUGCCUAAGCGCACUAGGUCUGCAGAUUUAGAACGCGCGUAUAGUCCAACCCACAACGGACACCAGAAAAAUGAUACAGACUUACUUGUUCGGACGCUCUCUCCGUUUCUGGUGGAUUACGAGUUGACCAGCAAGUUCGCGCCCUCAAGGCGCAAACUCAUUUUGAAAAUGAAGGUGGAUUCAGAGAUGGAGAGCAAGGACAACACCACCCCACACGAGACGAUAUGGGAUGCACUUCUCAGUCUACCACGAGGCGUACUCGACCCAUAUCAGCCUUUAAUCCACCUUUCUGUCUUUUUCCGAGGGAAGACCGUGCCGAGCAUCGAUUAUUAUACCGCUAAACUCAACCUCCUUACAUCGUUGAUUACACAGAAUCGAGCACGGGCUGCUACUGAAUACGACGCUGUGUCAACAGCGUUCGUAACCUUCGAAGACCCAGCAGACGCAAGGAGGGCAUGCAAGUACUUGGCAGUGCAUCCUAAUAACCCACUUGCAUGUCUUGUGACGAUGGCCCCGCAGUAUGAAGACAUCGAUUGGACAAGGGUUAUGAAGUCAACUUAUCGAGUGGACAUCCUCAAAGAUUGGGUAGUAAAUAUUGGGGUCUGGGGAUUCACGAUAUUCUGGCUUUUCCCAGUGUCCCUGUUUGUUGGUCUCGUCUCCAUCCAAAGCAUCUCGACAUUCUGGCCGAGUUUGUACAAUUAUCUUUCCAGUCACCCUUGGGAGGAAGAGGUCAUUCAAUCAUUCCUUCCGACUCUCCUCCUCUCACUACUCGCGAUUCUCAUUCCGCCGAUUCUUCUACUCAUUGCCAAGAAAGCCCAUACAAUCAUCACUCUUUCCGUAAUGCACGACACGAUCAUGACUCGUUACUAUAAAUUCCUAAUUGUCAACGUCCUGGUGUUUUUCUGCGUGGGAACCGCUGCGCUCCAGUCUUUCCUUACUUCGUUCAAGACCGUAUCUGGGAGUGGUAUCAUCAAUACUGUCGCUGGUAGUUUCCCGACGGCCGGACCUUUCUAUGUCGGAUGGCUGAUCUUUACCACUGCAAUUCAUGGAGGCUUUGAGAUCGUGCUGUGUUUUGCAUUUCAUUCUUAUGUUGAUCUUGCAUUGCCUUUGUUCACUUACCCCUCCACCAAGCGACAUGUGACUCCGAGGAAACGGGCUGUCGGGAUUCGUCCGCGAACGUUCAACUUCUAUUACUGGCUACCAAAUCACCUCCUGGUCAUUCAUGUACUACUCCUCUUCGCUCUGCUUAAUCCACUCGUCAUACCCUUUGGGUUGAUAUAUUUCUCAGUUGAGACAGCUGUUGUGAAAAAUCAGUUGCUACAUGUUUAUGCGAAGAACUACGAAUGCAAUGGUCAAAUACUGUUGAUCCGCAUUCUUCGUUAUUCAUUGGACGGUAUGAUGCUCCUAUUCGCGCACCCUAACGCCGCUGAUUUCGUAUUCCUGGCUUACAUGGCUGUACUGCGGAUGACUGUUAAUUUGGCGUUAUCGGCUGUUUUAUUCGUCUUCACCGCGAUGGUCAAGAUGAUUAUGACCCGGAUGUGCCGCGCCAAAUUCGAGCAAGAUGAUACCGAGGAGGCACAAGUGAUCUGCAGGAUGGGCGCGAGAGAAUCAGAAGAUAGCCCCGAAAGCCACAUUAUACCGUCAGACCAGCCUGGGAGCGCUCAGGGCGUAGCAGUCGGCGCUGACGACCACCCUUCAAGAUUCCGGACCUGGCGCUUACCAGCCUGGGUAAAUUUCUCUUACUCGACCGUUCCUCGAAGAUUCCGACAGCACGAGCGGCGCAAGCCGAAUCCGUUCGGCCCCCACGCUCGUUCGUUCUCGAGGCUAAAUUCAGUAGAUGAGAACGGGAAAACACCAUCAACAUCGACCCAUGAAGAACCACCUGCGACCAUUCUGGGUGGGCCGCUCCACUCCCCACCUGCUGAACAGCAACCUCAGCCUCCAGCACGCAUUUCGACUUCCCUCGUACAGCGACAUCCACCUCUUGCAGCGUGGGAUGAUGAACCCCGUCAUGACAUCCCUUAUGACAAUCCUUACUACACACGACCUAUCACCAAUGCCCUAUGGCUCCCUAGAAAUCCGCUAGGUCUUCUGGACCUCGAUGACACUGUUGAUGUUUACCAUGCAUUAACAAGCGAGCCCGGCUCUGGUGAUGUGGGUCAAUGGUUCGGACCUGGCUCUUCCACCUCCCCCAUGUUUCAGCUCCCUAGCUCAGUGCCCGGUGAUGAACAACCGUCCUUCUUUGCAACUGGGCAAUACAGCGGUAGUGAAGAUAUUGAUCUUCCUGAGGGCAUCAAGUCCCGCAUCGUCACCAUUGAUCAAGAGGUUGAUGUCGAGUCCACAAGACCACGUCGUCCAUCCUUGUUUUCUCGACAUCGCUCGGGUAGUAAUGUUAGCAUGAAAAGUGGCGACCGCGCAUCUCGGGGUCUUCCAGGUCGAUCACAGAUCAACGAUAGCAAUCGCCCCGAAUUCCCUCACAAAUCAUCCUCAGACCAUGCACCAAGAUCCUUUCGUGAAAGGGCAUCUUCAUACCUUCCGCCACCCAAUCUUCACUUCCAAUCUCAGUUUCGUGACCUUGACCCUGGAUCUCGGCCAGAUUUGCAUGCACAGGCCGAAUUUGCGCGUUCUACGGCAUCGAUUGUGAGGCAUGGUGGCUCGCGGGUGUCGCUAUCACAUCCCAUCAAUAUGACCCCUCAAGAAGUCGCCGCGACGCCUCGAGAAGCUGUCGUGACAACCCGGGAAGCUGUCGUGACUGAAGCUAUCGCAGAAGAACAUUUAGCGAUGGAGGAACGGUUGAGAAGGGAGCAUGCAGCUGCUGGGUUAAAUCAUGGGCCAACGAGUCGGUCUUGGUUUACAUCUUGGAUUUACGCUAAGAUUUAGUGAUGACCUGGGUAGCAUUGAUUCUAAUUUUGAAACACUUUUUGUGGAACACGUUGUGAUAGGACCCGUCGUGAGUGCGCCUAGACUGAAGCUCAUAGCUAAUGUCGUCAGUGGAGAUGAGGUCAUUCUAGAUGUUCAAGAGGCUCUCGAUUGUUACUGAACCCCGCAGGUACCGGCAGGUGUGG